This is a messenger RNA of Scylla paramamosain (green mud crab), 1581 nucleotides long. RefSeq names its product fibrocystin-L-like. The coding region runs from base 127 to 1581 and encodes 484 amino acids. Lineage: Eukaryota; Metazoa; Arthropoda; Malacostraca; Decapoda; Portunidae. The record is from RefSeq and is a predicted model, not a curated record. The transcript is spliced from 7 exons.
GGAUCAGAGCUGUGUUAUACGACUCAUUGGAGUAACAUCAGCGUGAGCUGUCUUACCCCGGCACUGUCGGCUGGCACUCAUACCCUGGUACUCUCCGCUGAUGGCUUUGGUGCUGCUGCCAGGGAAAUGGAGUACGUACUGCAGGUGACCUCGGCCUCAGCUACCCAGGGGUCAGUGAAGGGUGGCACGCUGGUCAGGCUGGGCGGCACAGGCUUCAGCUCGGAUUGUUCCCGCCUCAAGGUGAAGCUGGGCCAGGUGUAUGAGUGUGAGGUGCUGCAGUGCUCCGAUGAGGCCCUCACCUGCAUCACCAGGCCCAUCACCACCAACCACAGGAUUGUGAAUGUUGGCACCAGCUCUGAGACUGUAUCAUGGUAUCCUCGUGUGCUGGAGGUAGUGGAGGGAGACUCAGUAACCUGGCAGUGGAGUAAGGUGUCUGAGAACUCACAGCUGCAGUACAGAGUGUGUGAGGUGGCUAGCCCUGUGGAUAAGUGUGAGGACGCUGAUGGUUCUGGCUUCUUCUCAGGGACACAGACUGCUGCAGGCUCCUUCACAGUGGCCUUCCCCCAGCAAGGCAUCCACUAUUAUGCUGGCCCCACACUGCCUGGUGGUGUGGUGAUGCGGGGCCAAGUCAACGUGGUACGGCCACCUCAUCAGGCCCUCAGGAUGGCCGUACUGCUGGGUGACAAGGAAGCCACCUACCAGGUUGCCGGGAGUCAGGUCGUCAACAUGAGUGGCUGUGACCCCAUCCUGGAGAUGCCUCUGGACGGGUGUGACCUCCCCGACCUGACCACACCAGAAAAUGGAUACCUGUACUUUCAUUUCCACACCUGUCACACACCUGUGGUCUCUGCCCUGGCCUCCUCCACCACCCACACUGUGAAGGGCCUGAGCGGCCUGCAGGUGGUGGGCGGCGACUCUCUCACCAUCACUGGAUCAGGCUUUGGUGACCUGGCCUGCCAGGUAGAGCUCAGUGUUGGUGAAGCAUCCUGUAGUGUGACCUCUGCUUCAGACACCUCUGUGACCUGCGAUCUGGACGACCUGGACAACCUGAGGUCGGGUGCAUACCUGCCCAUCACUGUCAAGGCAAUCAACAGGGGCAUGGCAGUGACAGACAUCGCAGGGUACAGUAGUGAGGGCCGUGUGGUGAUGGUGCCGCAGGUGUCCUCCCUCAGUCCCCUGGAAGGCUCCCUGGGUGGCAGCACCCUGCUCACCAUCAGUGGAAGUGGUCUGCAGGGUCUGGUUGCCUCUCCUGUGGUGCUGGUGGGGGGCCAGACCUGCCUCACUCCACCCUCCACCUCUGCCACCGUGGCCACCUUCACUCUGACUGUGGCCGGUGUGCCGGCCAAGAUGGACACCCUUACCUUCACCUACAGUGAGGCACUCACCCCUGUGGUCACCAGCAUGGCAGUGCAGGGCGAGGAAGCAACAUUGUCUGGCCACAACUUUGGCAGUGACAACACCAAGGUCACCAUCACUCUGGUGCAACAGUCGGUCCCCCGUGGCUGCCGAGAGGUGCCUCAGGAGGAGGAGAAGGAAGACUUGAUGGUGGAAGAAAGGGAAGAUUGGUGGUGGUGGUGCUGA